Messenger RNA from Rhineura floridana, 3705 nucleotides. RefSeq names its product sphingosine-1-phosphate receptor 1 (gene S1PR1). Gene Ontology annotation, biological process: sphingosine-1-phosphate receptor signaling pathway; angiogenesis. The transcript has 2 exons. The coding region runs from base 801 to 1931 and encodes 376 amino acids. NCBI's taxonomy places the organism in Eukaryota, Metazoa, Chordata, Lepidosauria, Squamata, Rhineuridae. The record is from RefSeq and is a predicted model, not a curated record. Gene Ontology annotation, molecular function: sphingosine-1-phosphate receptor activity. Gene Ontology annotation, cellular component: membrane.
CGUGGGGAAGAGCCCUCUGAGGAAUCAGCCUGGACUGCUUGGGAUGACUCCGCUUUAUUGCAGACCCGACGGGGCCAGACGGUGGUUGGAGUGCUCCUCCUCAGAUAACUCUUCUUUCGGGUGCUUCUUCCAGCCACCCCGCUCCGCGGUUUUAAAGCCGGGCCGCCGCCGCCGCCCCCCCCUUCCACCUCUUCCAUGCAGACACCCCUGAGUACGAGCCCCGCCAGCAACCGCUCCACCCAGACGUAAACUUUUUGGAAGCAGCCAGCGGGCAGGAAGGAAAUAGGUGUUAACCCUUCCGCAGCCACGCCCGGCUAAGGGCUGCCGCCUAGGAAUCAACCCAGCCAAGGAGACAAGCGGGUGCCGCGCAGAAGCGCUUGUCUUUCCCUGGCUGGUGCUUUGCAAGGUUCGUCAAGAGUUAAAGUGAACGAGAGCAGCUUAAGUCUCCUCUGUAGGGAAAGGGGAGGGGACAGCCAAAUAAUAAUAGGAAACUCGAAGGGGUGGGAACCACUUUGCAAAAAGGAAGCUUUUUUGAAUGACCUAGGGAGGCAGCCCCGGCUUUUGUUAUGCAAGUGGAGCAGCGUAUGGAAGAGGCGCGAUGCGAAGCGCAGGCGAUGCAGCCGCCUCCGGAGAGACCAGUGCCCUUCCUGAGCGAGGACUGUGGUUUCUGAGGUUACCCAGAAGGUGCUAGACAUCGGAGCAGCAGACAUUUGGACAUUGCAAUCAGGGCAGCUGGUGAAAUUUCUGCUCCACAGCACCUCUUGGCAGCUGUCUGGAGAACUGCGAUCCAGGCUGGAACCAUGGACUCUACCACAGGGUCCCAUAUGAAGGUCUAUAGUGAUUAUGUCAACUAUGGAAUCAUCAUUGAGCAUUACAACUUCACAGGGAAGCUAAAUGAGAAAGUGGACACUGGGAUCAAAGUAUCUUCAGUGGUCUUUAUCAUCAUUUGCUGCUUCAUCAUCCUAGAGAACAUAUUUGUCCUUCUGACUAUCUGGAAAACCAAGAAGUUCCACAGGCCUAUGUACUACUUCAUUGGUAACUUGGCACUCUCUGAUUUGCUAGCUGGGGUAGCUUAUGUUGCCAACCUCUUAUUAUCUGGACACAAGACCUACACCCUCACCCCUGCCCAGUGGUUUCUUAGAGAAGGGAGCAUGUUUGUGGCAUUGUCUGCUUCAGUGUUCAGCCUCCUGGCCAUUGCCAUUGAGAGAUACAUUACAAUGCUUAAGAUGAAACUCCAUAAUGGCAGCAACAGUUCCCGUUCUUUCCUGUUGAUCAGUGCCUGCUGGGUCAUCUCUGUGAUACUAGGAGGUCUCCCAAUUAUGGGCUGGAACUGCAUCAAACUCCUACCAAGCUGUUCCACUGUACUGCCCCUCUACCAUAAGCAUUAUAUCCUGUUCUGCACCACAGUGUUCACUGGCCUCUUGUUGUCUAUAGUAGUUCUUUACUGCAGGAUCUACAUCUUGGUAAGGACAAGGAGCCGUAGGCUGACUUUUCGAAAGAAUGCUGCCAAAGCCACCAGGAGUUCCGAGAAGUCUCUGGCUCUGCUCAAGACAGUGAUCAUUGUUUUAAGUGUAUUCAUUGUCUGCUGGUCUCCUUUGUUUAUCCUUCUCUUGCUGGAUGUGAGAUGCAAAGUCAGGUCUUGCCCAGUCCUCCUCAAAGCUGAAUAUUUCUUAGUACUGGCAGUUCUCAACUCGGCUACAAAUCCCAUCAUCUAUACGCUAACCAACAAGGAGAUGCGGAGGGCCUUUGUCAAGAUUAUGUCAUGCUGUAAGUGCCCCACCACAGACUCUGGAACCAAAUUCAAGAGGCCAAUCAUUGGGGGAAUUGAGUUCAGUCGAAGCAGGUCUGACAAUUCCUCCCAUCCGCAGAAAGAUGAGGGCGACUCUCCAGAGACUGUUGUGUCUUCGGGUAAUGUCACCUCCUCAUCUUAGGAGCUUUCAUGAGGAGGAGGCAUGAGCCCGCCGAAGGCUGACACAUGGAAUGGUUCUGCUCACUUGUCUCCAGCCAAGAAGAGAGAAAGGAUAUGUGAGAAGAGAUAGGUCUGAAGGGGAAAGUGGGGGCACUUAACUAGGGGUGAAGUGGAUGGCUUCCACUUGAAAACAUUCACUCCCUGGAAGCUUGUUGUGUGGUGUCAGGUUUGCACCAAGGCCACUUAAGGUUGUUGAAAGUGUUUAUGUCCUACAUAACUCUGAAGACUGAAACCUUGGUAAAGCAACGCCUGUUGAAUGAGAGUGUGAGUAGGGGUGUGGGUGGGCAGAGGGAAAAGGUAUAGUCAAAUAUUCUUUUCCUCUCAAGAAAAAUGUGAACCCAUGAAACAAAGAUCAUGCUGUUUUUGAAUUACCACCCUCCCCUCCUUACUGAGCAGCAAGGGCAGCAAAUGUGUCAGCAGAUUCUUUCUGGGUAAAUGUAAAGAGAAUCUAAGGGUUUUGCCUCAACAUAUUGGCCAAGGUGCAAGUGACACUCUGGCACUUGACUUUCAUCUGAAAGUCGGUGGGAACUGGAACACUGAAGACUGCAGUGGGUUAGUCUGAAGAACACAGCCGCCCACCAUGUGCUGUAGCUGAAUCUCCCUGCAUUCAAUGGGACUGCACUUGAGUUAGGUUGGGGCUGUUUGGAACUGAGGAAAUGUCAUCUGAACCUUGGAACUGGAUUUGAUAAAUGAGCUACUCAAUAACAAAGUACAUUUAUUAUUGGCAAUUUCUAUAGUGCCUCAGUAUAUGAAGUGCUAUACAACAACUAUUGUCUCAUUUAUCCUCACCAUAAUACUAUCAUAGCUUAGUCUGAGAGAUGACUUUUAGGGGCAUUUGAAGCAUUUAAAGUUGGAUAAGGUUUGUCUUCUCUACAAGGCAAUGGUCUACAUUCCACUGGAUCACGCUCCAGAUCUUUUUAUAUCCCAGAACAUUCAUGAUUUUGACAGGUGUUUAUCAUUUUUCAAUGUCCACAGAAAGUAUUUGUGUUUAAUUGAAUGUAAUUUGUUACAGCAUCAACUGUUAGUGUGUGUGUGUGUGUAUAUAUUCUAACCCGAAUUCAUCGGGUUGAAUGUGUAUAAUGCUAACAAGCAUAGUGGCUGUCGUCUUCAAUUUUAUCAAGACUUUGGACCCUACCUUUAAUCUCAGCCUGCAAUGUGGGACCCAGUUUUAAUUAUUUUGUGCAUGUCUCAGUCUUUUUUCUUUUUUCCUUAGGAGUGACUAGUUGCAAAAAUGAGGAUAGCAGGACUACUUCAGUCCAGUUGUAGGAGAGAAAAUUUCAGCAGAUUAAACUUGCCAUGAAAGUGCGGGGAAGAGAGACCCAAAAUAUUAGCACAAAAUUACUCCCCAACUGUUAAAGUCACAGGAACUUUCAUCCUCCUUUGGGGAGGAGCCAUAAUUGAGUUGUAGAGCACAUGUUUUUUAUGCAGGAUAUUCCAAACCUAAACAUUGAAAAGAAGUUAACAGUAAGGUCUCCAUUAGCAUGAGCCACAUGUGGUCCCUGAUCCACCAGUUGAAGACUAGUGACCUAGAGCAUUACUGUGGUAAUGUAUUGGACAGCUGAUUCAUGUACAAAUAUUGGUUGAAUUUAUAAGUGGGGUUUUUAUAAGACUGUUGGCCUUCUAGUAUUUCUAGUGCAAUUUUUUUAAAAAAUAUUUAAAAUGUUUCUGACUGGUUGUACAAUUUGCACAUAGCUUCAUUGACCUCUAAACAUUAAUAAACUGGGGGUUUUCUACGA